CCUGGUUCGGAGACACUCUCAGCCGGCAUGUUGAAGAAAGCGACUGGAACGACAAUGAAUCUAUACAUCAACGAUAGUUGGAGAAACACUAUCGAUUCUAACUUUAUACCACCGCAAGCCUUAAAAGUUCUAAAGCUAUUGGUAUUCAUUUUCAACGUGCUGAAACCUUUAGAAAUUGGCGGUAAGAUAACUGACCGGGAUUGCUGGCCAUUGGAUUCGGAUUUCUCAAAUAUAGCUCUGGUUGAUCGCGCCGAUCGAAUCGCGAUACCGCGGGCUGUCAAAUUUUUCCACCGCUAUCAUCUGAUGAAAGGCAGUUCGAAAUUUUUAGCUUUGGCAACCCUCAUAUUUAUUGUUUUGCUCCUAUUUUUCUUCGGAUAUUUCCUCGCCAGAACAAAC
Messenger RNA from Gongylonema pulchrum, 396 nucleotides. The record is from the annotation of a GenBank genome assembly. Lineage: Eukaryota; Metazoa; Nematoda; Chromadorea; Rhabditida; Gongylonematidae.